GCUGGGAGGAAUUCGAAUGUCCUCCCUGUCAGCUUGGUACAACAACCAGUAUUCGACGUGGAAUCGCACACGUCGGCUACAAGCACCUCAGUUUCUCGCACGCACGGAUACCCGCACCUCCCGAACAGCUACUGCAAUGGCCCGGACGGGGACUAGAGAUGCUGUCGUCAUCAACAUGGGCGCUUCUGACAGGGAAUCGAAACAAGACACCCUCUUCGGGCCUAACAUCGGCGUCGUUAACACCACCAUCCCUUGGGCACAAUCUGUCACAAAGCGGACCUCCGAGGAUAGCUUAUCUCCUGAGGUCAUCAAAUCAUGGAUUGCCAAGAGCAAACAGCCUUCGCAACCCACCACUACACUACAGGCGCUCGUCAACUUGAAGCGGCCUACCCUUCGUCUAGUUCCCCUGGCAAUCUCCCCGGAUGACGACGAUUUGGGUCAUGCUGAUUCUCGUCAUCAUCACGGCCUCGAGUUUGAAUAUGACUGCGAUGCACCAAAGUGCCAAAUUAAAGUCAACGUAAUCCUCCCCGCCGAUCACCCACUUGCCGAAAACGUCGAUACUCGGGGCUUUUCCUCUAUCCCUGUGUACGAAAAUGUCGUUGACGGCGGUUUUGGGAACAUUUUGAAAUUGAACGAAGGUGCUACUCUUGAGCUGGGUCGUUUCGAGCAGACCUCUCGAAAUAAUCAGCCUUCGACCUCCGCCCAACCUGCGGCAUCAGAUAGUCCUCGUCCAGCUGAAACGACGGAAUCAAGUUCCAGCGACAGUGAUCGUGCCGAUAAGCCCAAGAAACGCUUUUCGGCUUUCCAAUUCCAUAAGCGUGCUAUGAACAGGCGAGCUUCGGGUCCCGCACUAGCAGUCGUAGACGCCGAUCACACACAAACCUCCGAGAACGAGAACGGGAGAGAAAGGCACGCAAAUGAGGACAUGAAGGACGGAGUGCGAGUCACAAUCCGACUCUCUGCUUUGGAUGCGGACGGGAUCGAUACUGCUGUCGCCAACGAGCAGGUGACCUAUCUUCAUGUCGUUCGUUUGGGCGCUCCACCGCCAGAUGGAGAAGACGACACUCGCCCGUGGGUCGUGAGAGUGGUCAAGCGGGAAGCCAUCAUCGCCCACUAUGUUUUCCAGCUUCACGAGAUCUAUGGAUUAUCAUCUAGGUCCACAGUGUCCCAUGCGCGAGCUUCCUCGCCGACCUCGGGUACUCAUACUUACCCUCCCACUUCAGCCACCACAGCCACCGCUCACGAAGAGCUCUCAUCCGAAUGUCUUCUCUGCCUCUCAGCCGCGCGUGAGGUCAUCCUCCUUCCAUGCCGCCACCUUGUUGCGUGCAAGGAAUGUGCCAUCAACAUGGUCGAGUUCGGUGCGGGCGGGACCAUCGUGCACAACGACGACGCUACCAACAACAACAGCCCGACCACUAAUAACUCGGAUGGUGGGGGGUCUCCUGCCACCUCGGCUGUGGCGACGAACUCUGUUCCUGCUAGCGCUCCGAGCGCAGUCCCCCAAAAUCCACGUCGAAAACGUAAAGCGAAGGGAUGGUUCUGUCCCGUCUGUCGCCAGCCAUAUACGUCCCUUCUCCGCAUAUCUACAAUGCCGCCUACCAAGGACAUUUCCGAUGACGACAAUCACACAAUGGAUCAUGAAGAUGGCGACGGCAGCGAUCUCGAACCCGAAGGUGAACACGGACGCGCUCCUACUAAUAGCAACCCACUUUCUUCUUCUGAGAACGCAGCACCUCUUUCUACAGGAGGCAGUGGGGUAUUGAACACCCUGCGUUCUAAUUUGCGUAGGAACGUGUGUAAUGACGAGACUCUUCCGCCUGACGUCGAGCGCGGUAUUGUGGCAGCGUAACUCGUGAGUCCCCAAUGUUGACAUUAUACGCCUGUGCGGAACGAUAUGUACGUGUGUUCGUGUGCUGUAACUGUGGAUUAACUUGUAUGCUCCACUACCUUUUCCCUAUCCUCCUGUAUGCCCUGUUAUCUGCGCCAGUCUUACUCGGUACUACCCCUCCUUCCUGUAGGUAAUCACGACUUUUUAUUCCAGUUUCUUUGUAUCGGUCUAUGUAAUUGCAAAGAGCUUCGAGUACCCUUGG
This is a messenger RNA of Pisolithus orientalis, 2090 nucleotides long. RefSeq lists its product as uncharacterized. Gene Ontology annotation, molecular function: ubiquitin protein ligase activity. NCBI's taxonomy places the organism in Eukaryota, Fungi, Basidiomycota, Agaricomycetes, Boletales, Pisolithaceae. The record is from RefSeq and is a predicted model, not a curated record. Gene Ontology annotation, biological process: protein ubiquitination. Gene Ontology annotation, cellular component: cytoplasm. The transcript is spliced from 5 exons. The coding region runs from base 17 to 1849 and encodes 610 amino acids.